GUGUCCGUCGACUUGUGUGAUUGCUUUGACACGCUCGAGCUUUGGUUCGAGCCUGGCGUUCCUAACCGCUACAGGUUCGCUUCGAUCCAUCCACUGGAAGCAAUCGGCAUAUGGAAGGAGUUUAUCACGUUCCAUUCAAGUAAUCCCCGCCUGCCAUCAACAAGCUCAGAGUACUUGAGCAUCCAUGCGGCGUGUUGUAGAAUCGCUCAUCUUUCUAGAGCCUCGGACCAUUUGUACGAACUA
Molecule: messenger RNA, 243 nt
Organism: Dichomitus squalens LYAD-421 SS1
Lineage: Eukaryota; Fungi; Basidiomycota; Agaricomycetes; Polyporales; Polyporaceae
Exons: 2
Source: RefSeq, a predicted model, not a curated record